AUGGCAGCACUCGAGCCGAAGGAGAUUGAGGCACUGUUGGCGACUUGGGAUGAGGCUACGGCGCCUGUAGACGCUCGAGAGAGAGAAGAUCCAUUGUUGUUUGCGUCUGCACCAGAAAUUGUUGCUUUGUAUAAAAACCAGCAGCCUAAGCAGCAUGACAUAAAGGCCAUUAAAAAAUUUAGUCACCCAUGGGACCACGCAGACUUUUUGGCACGAGUCAGUAGCUUCUCUAUCGCUACAUGGUUCGCUAAGCCAGAAAUAAUCAAUGCAUUUGAAUGUUCCCGUUUUGGAUGGAGGAACUCUGGUCCCGAUAUGCUGUCCUGCAUUUGUUGUAAACAAAUUUUGUGUUUCAAAAUUGACAACAGACUAAGCGAAUCCGGUGUACUCAAUGUGGCCAAAAUAUUUGCCCAGCAGCUGAUCACUGGUCACACAUUGCUUUGUCCAUGGCGAGGCAAUCCAUCCCCGGUAGCAUUCACGAUGCUGCCGAUAGCAUCCAAGCGUCAAGUUUAUGAAGGUUUUAUGGAUCAACUGGAGAAAUUUGUGGCACAGAUGCUUGAGGACGCUGAGCUACUGAAGCUUGUUGGAAACAUAAAAGUUUUAGAUGAGGUGACAGACAAGAUAUUAAAUGAAGUGGCCGCUAGUGAUGACAGUAGAAAUGUGUUAACCACGACAACACUAGCAUCAAAGCUGUCGGCGAGUAUUUAUCUGCAAAGGGAUACACCAGUGAGCCAUGAAGUAUUAGUUAACGCUACAUUUAUUGUUGGGUGCGGAUGGCAAUCAAAAGUUAUGGACCAUGUUGUCUUAUUAAAGUGCGGCUUUUGUAAUCGACAUUGGCAAGCUUCUCCGGCAAUCACUAGCAACGAGAAUGACGAUGAUAUGUCUGAACCAAAAGUAAAGCGCUUGAAGCUUGCCACAUCAAAUGCUGUUGAUCUACUUUCGCAACACCGACAAUUUUGUCCCUGGAUUACGGGACGAAAACUAGCUGGAGCUGAUGAAGUUGGACAUAUAGAUCUAAAGCUGUGGGAGUUUGUGAGACUACCGGGCUGGCGACAGUACGCUCAGUGCCUCGAACUCCUCAGAGAUCCAGAUGAUUGCUCCCUCGUAGCUGAUGAUUCGUCGAAUAUUAAAAAAAUCACACAUUCUGAUCCUGCUGUAAUGUUAAGGUCGGUGCAGGCUGUGCUUGGCCUUUAA
This is a messenger RNA of Plasmopara halstedii, 1191 nucleotides long. RefSeq lists its product as uncharacterized. The record is from RefSeq and is a predicted model, not a curated record. Bases 1 to 1191 code for a protein of 396 amino acids. Gene Ontology annotation, molecular function: zinc ion binding. NCBI's taxonomy places the organism in Eukaryota, Oomycota, Peronosporomycetes, Peronosporales, Peronosporaceae. The transcript is spliced from 4 exons. Gene Ontology annotation, cellular component: nucleus.